AUGGGUUUAGAUUUCUUGGAACAUGGAGCUGACUUCGAAGCUGCGAUUUCCGCUACUGGUUUCGGACGUUUCCACUUCUGCCUUCUGGCCAUUACGGGCCUGAUCUAUGCCAAUACCGCUAUCGGUAUCACUAUUGUGUCCUUCGUGCUGCCCGCAGCAACAUGCGACUUCCGAAUGACGUCUUCUGAUAAAGGAUGGCUUACUGCAGCUCCUAUGUUAGGAAUGGUUAUCGGCUCAUAUUUCUGGGGCUGCCUCGCUGAUACCAAAGGCCGUAAAUUGGUGCUGGUGUCGACACUGCUGAUCGAUGGCUUCGUUGGCAUCACUUCCUCAUUCGUCCAGAUUCUACCUGUCUUCAUGGCAUGUAGAUUUAUCAACGGUUUCUCAAUUGCCGGCGCUAUGGGUAUAUGCUUCCCAUACUUGGGAGAAUUCCAGCAAACCAAAUACAGAGAGAAAAUCCUCUGCUGGAUGGAAAUGUUCUGGACUCUGGGUGUCAUCUUACUUCCACUGAUCGCGUGGGGCAUCAUCCCGAUCCAAGGGAUCCGCAUUGAGAACGGCAGCUUCUCGUACGACUCGUGGAAUUGGUUCGUCUCCGCGUGCGCGGUGCCGUCGCUCUUGCUGGGCUUCUGGCUCAUGACCUUCCCCGAGAGCCCCAAGUUCAUGAUGGAGUGCGGCGACUACGACGACGCGCUCGCCUGCCUCAAGAGCAUCUACAGGCAGAACACCGGCGACGAUCCCGACAACUACCCGAUCAAGAGCCUCAAGGAGAAAGUGCGAACAAUUUCGGUGGCGUCGCAAAACUCACAAAAAUCUGUGCGAAGUCUCAGCAUACGCAAGCCUAAAGACCUCAAGAGGUUAUUCAGCGAGAUCUGGGUCCAAACCAAAGCUUUAUGUCGACCACCCUACCUCAAGUACACGAUCCUUACCUGCCUUAUUCAGUUCGGCUUAACUACGAGCUAUUACACCCUCAUGAUCUGGUUCCCCGAGCUGUUCAACCGUUACGAGGAGUUCGAGCACCGCUUCCCCAACACCUCGGCGUCUGUGUGCGACGUGUCCGGCAUCGUGGUGAGCGACGAGGCUGUCGCCGACCCGUUCGACUGCGAGAAGAUCAUCGACCAGAGCGUAUACAUGCACACGUUGAUCGUCGGCCUCGCCUGCAUCCCCACCUCGCUGUGGCUGCCACUUUGCGUGCACAAGCUCGGCGCUAAAUUCUUCUUGAUCUUCAGUUUGGGAGUUGCCGCUUUGGUGACAUUCGGGCUGUACUUCGUGCAAAACUCCACCCAGAAUCUGGUGCUCUCCUGCAUCUUCGAAGCCCUCACCUCGCUGGCCAUUAGUCUUGUGUUCUGCGUACUCGUCGAUCUGUUCCCUACUAACCUUCGGGUGAUGGCGGCAGCAUUGUCUCUGACCGCGGGUCGAGGUGGUGGCCUCAUUGGAAACCUGUCCUUCGGCUACCUCAUCGACAUCAACUGCAUAGUACCUAUAGUCGUCUUCUCAGCAUUCUUACUCAUUGCUGCUAUACUUUGCUUCUUCUUGCCAAAGACAGGCCAAGAAGCCCUGGAU
Iphiclides podalirius (scarce swallowtail) is the source of this 1557-nucleotide messenger RNA. Lineage: Eukaryota; Metazoa; Arthropoda; Insecta; Lepidoptera; Papilionidae. The record is from the annotation of a GenBank genome assembly.